Molecule: messenger RNA, 1299 nt
Organism: Impatiens glandulifera
Lineage: Eukaryota; Viridiplantae; Streptophyta; Magnoliopsida; Ericales; Balsaminaceae
Product: putative F-box/FBD/LRR-repeat protein At4g03220
Exons: 2
Coding region: 1-1299 (432 amino acids)
Molecular function (GO): protein binding
Source: RefSeq, a predicted model, not a curated record
AUGACGAUGAACCCUAACGAAGACAAAGAGGAUCGAAUCAGCGGGCUUCCAGACCACAUCAUCCACAAUAUUCUUCGAUUUAUACCCAUUAGAACCGCCGCACAAACUAUGAUCCUUUCACACCGUUGGAAGAACGUUUUUUCUUCCAUUCCCGACCUCGAUUUCACAACCAUCCUUGCUUCUCCGCCUCCUUUGGAUUUCUCAUCUCAUUAUAUGAUUGAAUUUGACGAGAUGGUCAAUGAUAGAGACAUCAAUUUCCUCACCAACACACUAUCUCUCCGCAACAACAACUUUACUAUCAGAACCCUAAAAUUGAUAUCUUCUCAAUUGAGUUGCAUGGCCUUCAAAUUCAUAAUGAUAUACCCCAAAUUCAUUGAUAUUGAAGAGCUAGACGUGAGGGUACAUGACACACAUUACUUCAAUAUCCCGUGGAGCAUCAUCAGACGUGUGAGAGUUUUAAAGUUAAAUAUCAUGUUUUUAAACUUUGAUCGCGUUAUUAAACCGUCAUUGAUGAAGAGAGAAUUCAAAUUUCUCCACACAAUGACCCUACACAAGGUAUCUUUCCUUCUUCUUUUCCAUGAUAAUCACGUAUUCACAGAUACCUUGUUUCCGUGUUUGAAGAAGUUGAGAAUGGAAUGGUGUUUCAGUGUGAAAAAACUUACCUUAAGAUGUAGUGGGUUGAAAGAUUUGGUCAUAAAGAAUUGUUGUGACCUUAAUGAAUUGGAUAUCUAUGGAUUAAACUUAGAGAGAUUGAAGGUAGAAAAUUGCUUUAAAUAUAUCUCCGAUCACACUAAGGUCAAGAUCAUUGCUCCUGUAAUGAAGGUUCUUAAAUGGGUGAAUGUUCAUUCAACUCUUACUUCUUUUCUCUUGGAGAAAUCAUAUCUAUUGGAGAAGGUUAUCAUUGGUUUAUUAUAUAAAACCAUCCUUAUACCACCCAAAGAUGCACAAGAAUUGUGCAAUAUGAUGAAUGGUUUAUCUCAUGCUAGGUUUUUAAAGUUUAAUUAUGCAUCUAUUGAGAUGAAUGACUUAAACAACGAUAAAUAUUGGGAAGAACAACUUUUGGAAAUGCAUUCUUUUCUUAAUCAUAUAAGGAAGGUUAAGUUGGACGUGAUUUUUGAAUCUUAUGAAGACAAUAUUAGUCUUGCAAAGUUUUUACUAAAGAAUGGAAAAGUUCUCGAAGAAAUGGUUUUGUGCAUCGGAUUAAAUACUCUAAUAGGAUUGGCUCGUCACAAAUUGAUGAAGUCUGAUUUAAUGGAAUGUUCUUCGGCAUCUUCUAAAGCUAAGCUAGUAUUUCAAUAA